AUGGCUGAGAUCGGAUCUCCCGCGAGGGAACCUUCCACCCGCGGCCGCGGUCGUGGUGGAAGAGGUCGCGGUGGACGAGGCAGAGGUGGUGGCAGAGGAGGCUCUACUGCUGCCGUGUCCAAGGCCGCUGCCACAAAGCCCGGCCGUGGCGGAUCACGAAGAGGAAGAGCCAAGAACUUUUCCGACUCGCGUGUCCAAGCUGCCUACGAGCGUCAAAGACACCUCAAGCACACAUAUUCAGUCAUCGCCCAGGCUCUCAGACCCGCCCUGUCUGAAUUCGCUGAGCGCGCUAUUGAGGAGGCCAUCCAACAUCCCGAGAAGUGCAAACACUACAGUGCUUUCGCCCCUGCCAUUCUUCAGCUGAGGCAGAAUCUCGACACCAAGCUUGCUGAGCACAAGCGACGUCUUGACAAGGACCUCGAGCUUGCCGAGCAUCUGUUCAACGCCGACAACUACGUGGCCGAGCAGGAGUUCAAGAAUGGCUUUGAAGAGAUUGAGGAGCAAUUCUACGAGGGCACAGAGAACCGCUUACGCAUUAUUGACUCUCUUGCUAAGAAGGGAUUGCCUGUUGAUAUUGUCGAUGAACAGUAUGAGUACAAGGUCAUCUCGGAUGAGCACUUCGACAACGAGUUUGGCAUUUAUGAGGCCUACAAAGAUGGCCAUCUCGUCCCCUACCCCUCUCGUGUCGAAGGUACCGAGAUGUGGCAAAAGGCACGCGACGCCGAGGCUGCCAUCGCCGCCGCUGCUGCCGCCGCUCCUACUAAGGGCCGUGGUCGCCGUGGUAUCAACAAGCGAAGGGCACAGGAACAGCCUGAAGGCCAGCCAACUCCCAAGAAGAACACGAGAAGCUCAGCUUCUCCUGCGAUUCCCCCUCCAGCACCCGCCAAGGGUCUUCUCGCUUCCGCCGCGGAAGUUGAGGCUACCCCAACAGGAACACCGCCUGAGUCUGACUCGCCUCCUGCGUCUCCUGAGCCUGCUGCGCUCCGAAAUGGUAUGCCACCUCCCGCUGCCAUUGCUACUGCCAUUUCCAAGGCCCAGAAUGCUACCAAGCUUUCCGCUCGCGAGAAGAGCCCUCCAUUGCCCAAGGGUAUUGCGGAGGCUGAUGAGUAUGGUUUCCGAAUCUACAAUCAACGACCAUCGAUGCGGGAGAAGGGCAUUAACAGUCGUAUCCUCACUCCUCACAAUGACUAUUUCGACGAUUGGCAGAUCGGCUUCAGAGAUACUACCAAUGAUGCCACCAAGGGCCACACUCGUGCCAAGCGCGGCAAGUACCUCGAUGGUCCCAACAGCAACGGCUUCCAUUUCGACAUAUGGUGUGCCGGCUAUGACUAUUCGGCCUUGACUCCCGAGGACUUUGAUCAAGACAUGGUCAAGCUAUAUGGUGUCCAUCCCAGAUAUGGCAUCAUCUUGCCCAACAGUGUCCAUCCCAACAUCCCGAAGACGCCACACGUCAUACCUGGCAAGCCUGUUGUCUACAUCGCGAACCCUUCCGGCAGAGUCUCACAUGCCUCUCGCUCUUUCCUCAAGACUGUCAACCAUCGCCGUACUGAGGAUGCGCCCUGGCGUACCAAGGUUGGAGCCUCAAUGAGACGCUUCUGCAAGCUUGAAGAGAUCCAGGAGGAUGACAUUGACAUCGCCGAAUACGUCCGUUCUGACGAGGAACUUCGAAGCAAGUCCUUGGGCACUGCCAUCAAGGAGUUGGAGGCUAGACCUGUUGUCAGCGAGAUGCCAUCUGAGGAAGAGGAGUCCGAGGAAGAGGAGGAGUCUGCUCCUCAACCCGAAGCUGGAUUUACCGACCUCUCUGUUCUCACCUAUGCCAGCGCUUUCCUGGAAGCUCAGGAAUCGAACAAGGCCCCCAAGCCCGCACCCAAGCCCGCUCGUUAUGACGCGAUCCGUGAUGUCUUUACCGACUCGAAGCCUGCCGCUGCUCCUCAGCCCGAACCUAGCUCCAGCACCGGCCUUGACCUCUUGGCUGAGCUGAGCAGUGUUGUGAGCAUCUCUAACCAGCCUGCUCCCAGCAGAGAGAUGAUCCAAGCCCAGGAGGACCUCGCGGCUCCCGAGUCUGUCAUGGCCUACGAGCCCGCUCCUAUCCAUGAGCCCGUACCCAUGCAUGAGCCUAUGGUUAUCCAAGACCAGCCGCCUUAUCCUGAUGCCAGUAUCAACGGCGCUGCUCCCACACAGGUAGGCCCUCACGCCAUGCACGAAGUCGACCCCCGAAGCUCGCUUCCUCGAAGCAAUGAACUCCCACCUGUCACUCCAAGCCAGGUUCCCGUGGAUCCCCGAUACGGUCCCGUCGACGUUCCUCAAGGCUACCUGCACCAACCCCGUGCACAGCCGCCGAUGCAACCUGGCGGCCCGGUGCAUGGCCAUCCUGGGGAAACCAUGCCCUAUCCCACCAUACAUGAACACGCUGUGCCACAGCAUCAGCCGGUGCGACCUUCUGAGUACGCACCUCACCCACCUCCAGGACACCCGGCUCAGGACCAGGGAGCGUACCUUUCGCACAGUGGCUACGCGAACCCAUCGAACCCAGACCACCGUGAUAGUCAUAUGGCUGCCGGACGUCCCAUCGACCCGGGAUACCCUCCUCGCCGCAUGAGUGGUUACGCUGCCGAGGCCCCAAGCUACUCUCGCGCGUACUGGUCGCAACCCCCUCAAGGACCCCCUCCUGGUCCCUCCGGCGCGCCAGUCCAGCCUGUGUCGGCUCCAGGCCCAGGACCUUCUCACUAUCACUCACCCGCCCCACCUGCAGCUCGAAUCCCAUUCUCUCACAAUGCCAGCACUGAUCCUCUACCUCCUCUGCGACCGCCGCGAGGACGUACCCAGUCUAUCCAAGAUGAGGGUCUGCUCGAGCCCAGUCUACGAUCUGCUGGCCAUGGUAACAUGGGGAACUCGUAUUACCCUCCAGGUCCUCCUCGCAACUACCAUCGAGGCUAUCCAGGCCCUGAGCAGCACGCGCCGCUGCAGCCGAUCGCGACUGAUCGUAUUCUGCCAAACCCGCAGACCACGGGGCAGGGAUAUAUCACCUCGCCUCACCAGGGCUUUGCACACCAGGUCCUGUCUCCAACGUAUGCGAAUCCCCCUCCCAUGCCUCCACAUAUGGCUCAAAGCCCGCAAGACAAUUCUCAGGGUCUUCCCAACCCUCAUCGUCAUCGAUCCACCCCUUCCGGGUCAUCUGAUGCCGGGAACAAGUACCGAAAGCUCCAGCCAGCUCCUGUCCCUGCGCAUCGAGCCUGGCCUAACAAGCCCGAGCUCAAGACGAUCCCGUACGACCACAAAGAGACAGGACUAGCGGCAGCCCUCCCCAGCUCCGGUCCUACCCAGAUCCGAGGUUGGAACGUCAACCAGCCACGCAAGCGAGCUCUACCCACCAAGACUUCCUUCAAGUCUGUCCGGUUUGCUAAGCCACUCAUUGGUCUCCCACCUCUGGCCCCGAAGUCCAAGAACAAAGAUACUGCUGCCCAGCCUUAUUCGAUCCUCAAAGCGGAAGAGAAGUCUACGAAGAAGUCUGCGAAGAAGACUGCGGAGAAGCCCGCGAAGAAGGCCGACAAUGUGUUGUCCGAUUCUGAAGCCAACCCGAACAAGCGACGCCUGCGACCUAGAAAACGCAAGAACACAGAGACGGAGCCAGUCGAGGCUGACGUUCCACGUGUGGCCAAGAAGCCAAGAACCACGAAGGCCGCCAAGUCCAAGACUACGGAACAAGCCCCUGCCAGCACUGAAGUUCAGCCCACUGCAAAGAAACCCAGAGCUACCAAGGCGGCGAAGUCCAAGAACGCAACCAUCAAGACCACUGCCUCUCAUGUCACUGACGAAUCCCUCAAGAACGUGGAGGCUUCCACUGAGGCUGACCUUCCCAAGGAGACCCAUGUCAACAGAGAUGAGUCGACUGCCAUCAAGGCCAACACCGACGAGGACGAGCCUUGA
Fusarium vanettenii 77-13-4 is the source of this 3927-nucleotide messenger RNA. RefSeq lists its product as uncharacterized. Bases 1 to 3927 code for a protein of 1308 amino acids. The record is from RefSeq and is a predicted model, not a curated record. Lineage: Eukaryota; Fungi; Ascomycota; Sordariomycetes; Hypocreales; Nectriaceae. The transcript is spliced from 5 exons.